Molecule: messenger RNA, 2567 nt
Organism: Gekko japonicus
Lineage: Eukaryota; Metazoa; Chordata; Lepidosauria; Squamata; Gekkonidae
Gene: TMEM192
Product: transmembrane protein 192
Exons: 6
Coding region: 53-880 (275 amino acids)
Cellular component (GO): lysosomal membrane; late endosome
Source: RefSeq, a predicted model, not a curated record
AGCCGGGGUAGUGACGUGUGAGUCUCGGGACCGGAAGUAGGGGCGCUCUACAAUGGCGGGAAUGUCGGCUGCGGGAGGACGCCAGCAGCUGAUGCGAGACCUGGAUAACGGGUCUCUGGAGAUAACACAAAGCAUGGAGGAUGACCCUCUACUUGAAGCCCCACUUCCACCUCAUGCAUUGCAUUCCUGGUUGUGUCCAAAGUUCUAUGCUAUACCUACAGUCUGCUUUGCAAAUAUUUUGUUGCUGAUACAUGUUGCCUUUGUCAUUCUGGCUUUCUUAGCAGGUAUGUUCUGUUCUUAUCCCGAUGCAAGUGGAGAUAUGUGUCCCAGAAGUUACACAUAUCCACUUAAAGUGCAAACCACUGUAAUGACUGCCAAGGUAAUUCUCUGGCUUCUGUAUGUGUUCCUUGAGCUAUGUGUUCACUACCACCACAGUAAGGCCAGGCGCAGAGGCUAUCUCUUAAUCUACCAAAACACAAGGCAUCUGAAGAGGCUUCCACUGCUAAUUCAGUCUGCAGGUAAUGCGGGUUUACUUCUGAUACUGUCAGUGCAACAUUCCUUUCCUGAUCACAAUAAAUUGUACCUCUGCUUCAUCUUGGCAAUCUUGACUGUGGAGCUGAUUUGUUCGUUGAUAUGCCUGGUUAUCUACACAGUGAAAGUGAGCAACUUUAACCGGGCGAAACCCAGACCUGACAUCAUAGAAGAAGAAAAGAUGUAUGCGUAUCCUAGUCGCAUUACCUCAGAAGUUGGAUUUAGGGAAACAUCAGUGUUGGAAGAAAUAGUUGAAAAACAAGGAGACGUGAUAGAAUACCUUCAGCGGCAUAAUGCUCUACUCAGCAAGAGACUGCUGGCAUUAACAUCCCAACAGGCCAGAAGUUAGUGGUGUCCCAGAAACAGUGCAAGAACAUUAUGAGAAAUGCAGCACCAAUAUAGGCACUAAAUGAGAGCAGUAAAUGCUUUGUAUGCAAGUUGAACAGCAGCAUUCCCGGUUCUUCACCAGUUGGAGGUAUUCUGGCUUUUUCCUAAAGCUUCUGGAUAUUGACAUGAAUUUUGAAGGGUUUCCUAAAAUUCCUGCAGUGUGUAAAACCAACAUUAGCUAACGGAAAACCUCUUGAGUUUCUCAAGUUCAAACUGAUGCAGACUGCCAAAGAUCUUCAUUCGGUGUUUUAUGAAACAAAUUUGUGGCAAACCUCCUCACUCCUAGAGUGUCAGAACAGUGCUCAGUUUUUGUUCAUUUGUAUAAUAAUCAGUAGCUCAUCGUGUAAAAUGUUUUAUAAAGGGAUUGAGGAUGAUUACAGUGUCUGUGCUAAAACUGGUAUGGAUGAAGACCCCCGGACAGUGACUGACUCUCAUAGGAUAGGCUGCUGAGCAGAGGCCCAAUACCCUAAUGGCAGUGUUGCCACUCGAACUGUGCUGACUUGCUGAAGUUCUGUCCAUAUGUGCGCUAGUUACACAGCCUUGUGAGGUUAGAGGUGGAUGACCCAAAAGGGAAUGAACACUACACACAUGCAAGUGAGAUGGAGCAGAGGAGUGAAAGCUUGUAAGGAAAUAGAUGCUCAGAUAUUUCAUAUGCCAGUAACACAUGCAGUUUAUCUCAACUGCCUGGUUAUUCCUCUUUAUGUCUUCAAAACAGGGGGUUACUACGCAUAAUUAAGGGAAGGUAUCGAUGUAUGUUUUAAGGACAUGCAUAUUAGCAACCAGUAUACAAAUGCUUGCUCCCUCUGUUGAUGACUUGGUAUGGAAACUCCAAGAGGUAUUUCACCUUAUAUGAACAAUGUUUUAAAUAUCUCUAAAUUUUUGAAACAAAACCACUUGUGAUGUGUCCCGUAAAUGGGAUACAUUUACACACCUUUCAGCUUACUGCAUAUUUGGGUUGUACAUGCUUCAGUUAUGCUACAAUGUAAAAUUCACUACAUGCAGUAUGGAAUCCUACCAUUACAGCUACUACUUUUUUUUUUAGUUUAUGGUAAUACCUAAUCAUUGCCAAUUCUUAAUGUUAGUAUUUUUAUCCCAAAGCCAAGUGGUUCAUAAUCAAGGAAUUUAUAGGUGCUUAUUAGCCUUGAAUGUCUAAUCUCUGGAUUUGUGAAUUCAGCAGAAGUGCCUCUGGGACAUGUUCUGCUCUCAAGUUAGUUCUCCAUCCAGUCAUCAUCAGCUGUCUGUGUGGUGUACUUUUGGCUGCCAAGACUCGUGUGUAUACCCUAUCCAGUAUUUCUGUGGGAAGGCAUAUAUUGAAAAGAGGGUUCUCUGAUUAAAUAUGGGCUGUGGUCAUCCUUAGGAAGAACAAAGGCAUGCUACCCUGUUAUACUUGAUCUGAGCUGACUAUUAAUGCACUGCUUCUCAUUGAGCAGAGCAUUCAGUAUUGUUCAAAGGAAGCAAAAGCAAACUGGAAUUGACUGCUUCUAACAUGUCUGUUACUUUUUAGCAGUGUAUUAAACACAGCUGGGAUUUUAUAGGGAAGAAGAACAAACAUGGAUAACUUUAUUUUUAAAGCACACUCAGGUUUUGAUAUGAUUUAUGUGGAACUUGUUCUUGUUCUUUGUUUUGUAAUAAACACAGUGAAAUAAUAA